UUCUUUUUUCGAAUUCCAUUCUUCUUGAUUAGAUAUUGACUUUUGUUUCGGCUUCCUAAGAUAAAGAAAUUCUCUGAUCCCGCUGCAUAUUCCAGCGCGAUCGGUUGAUUUUCUUUCGGUUUCUAAUCUUCCUUGAAAUACCCACUAUAAUUUUGUCACGAAUUAGGCCUUAGAUUGUGUAAUCAAGAAAAGUGUGAAUUGUUUGUGACGUGGGUUCAUAGAGUUAUUCUGUGUCUUGUCUGAAAUGGGUUUUUCGUUUUAGUUUCAAGAAUUUGCUUUGAGGUGGUUUUUUUGAAUGUGCAGAAAUUCUUGUGUUUUGUUGCUUGGGGUGGUGGUGCUGUGAAAAAGUUGUAAAUGGGUGAGCAUUUGGUGGUGAAUGUGGACCAGCUGCCAAAGCCUGAGGCAGUUGGACCUAGCGAACCGGUUCCUUGGGCGAUGGAAUUUGCACCCACUGGAAAGAAGCCCGAAUUGGUGGGGUCCUCGUCAUCCACGGCAUCAGAAGAUGAUAAGGUGGUGGUUGUGGUGGACAAUGAUGAUGCUGAUGAGAAGGCGCCCCUGAUAGGGAUGGGGGAGUGCCGAAUUUGCCAGGAGGAGGAUUCUCUCAAAAAUUUGGAGAGCCCUUGUGCUUGCAGUGGAAGUCUUAAGUAUGCUCAUAGAAAAUGUGUUCAGCACUGGUGCAAUGAGAAGGGAGAUAUUACUUGUGAGAUCUGCCAUCAGCCAUAUCAGCCAGGUUUUACUGCCCCUCCACGACCUCCAUCUGAUGAGGCUAGUGUUGAUAUUGGGGGAGUAUGGCAAAUUUCAGGUGCUCCUCUGGAUAUGCAUGAUCCUCGCCUUCUUGCAAUUACAGAGGCUGAACGCCAGUUGUUUGAAGCUGAUUAUGAUGACUACAAUGGUGCAAACAACAGCGGCACUGCCUUCUGCCGCUCAGCUGCUCUAAUCUUGAUGGCUCUUCUGCUACUGAGGCAAGCUCUUUCUGUUACUGAUGAUGGAGAUGGCGAAGGAGAUGAUGAUGCAUCAACUCUCUUCUCUCUAUUCUUGCUUCGAGUAGUUGGUUUCCUUUUGCCUUGCUACAUCAUGAUCUGGGCCAUCAGCAUCUUGCAGCGCCGUAGGCAAAGACAGGAGGCUGCAGCUCUGGCAGCAGCCCGCUUUGCAAUAGUGGUUCAAGCAGCACAAAGCAGAGGUCUCCUUGUCGCCCCAGCUGCACCAGCAGUCGUUUCACAGCCUGAUCCUCGCCUGGGACGUGUUUGAUCAAAUAACAGUUUCUCUAUUGGCCAUCUGACAUUGAGUUUCUUUCAUUCUGUUCCAUCUGUAUAUACUGUCUUCAGAGCAUCAUCCACCAGUUUGACAAUGGUUAUUCUGUCGAACAACCUAAAAUCAGUCAAAACUGUUUAGUUAAUGGUACCUUUUUCUUUUGUGUAAUAUAACCUUUGCCAGUUGGUUCAAUUUUUACCUCUACCGUA
This is a messenger RNA of Sesamum indicum (sesame), 1460 nucleotides long. RefSeq lists its product as uncharacterized. Gene Ontology annotation, cellular component: membrane. Gene Ontology annotation, molecular function: zinc ion binding; ubiquitin-protein transferase activity. NCBI's taxonomy places the organism in Eukaryota, Viridiplantae, Streptophyta, Magnoliopsida, Lamiales, Pedaliaceae. Gene Ontology annotation, biological process: protein ubiquitination. The record is from RefSeq and is a predicted model, not a curated record.